AUGGGUAUACACACAUCCCUGAAGGGUCUGGUUCUGCAAUCAGAAUGGGAGCCGGAAGAAUUGGCCAACCGCCGAGCCGCGGGGUACCCCGACCGAGUCGGGCGCGGGAGUGACACCGGAGGCGCGGGCUUCCACGUGCCUUCCCCACCCCGCGGGGACACAGGAUUUCCCCGGUCGGCCGCGCGCGGGGGCUCCCGGCGGCUGCGGGCUCGGAUCUCAGGGGCGCGGGGCUCCCGGGGGCGAGGCGGGCCCGUGGGCGUCACCGGAUUUUCCACCCGGGGACCUUCCGCCCCACGCGCGCCCCAGCUCCUGGGCGCUGCUCCGUGUCCGGUCCCCGCCCCCGCCGGGGUGUCCGCGGACCCCGAGCCCGGGCGGCGGGCCGGUCCUCCACGAGGCCGCACGGGCACCCGAGCCCAGCGCCAGGCUUCCGUCGGGGUGAGACGGGGUGCGGGGCCGGCGGGCUCCACGUCGGGGCGCUUCGGACGUCCCGGGCGGGCUGAGCGCCAGGGUGCGCCCCGGGGCGGCCUCGGGGACCGGCUGCGCAGCGCGGGAGCCACCGUGCGGGCGGCGCGGGGCACCGGUGCGGGGUCCCCCCCUCCCCUCGUGGCGGCCGCCCGGCGGCGGCGGCGGCGGGCAGGGCGCGAGCGAGCCGGCGAGAGAGCGAGCGACGCCCCGCGCCCUCUCCCACCGCCCCCGAGGCCCGGGGUGACGCCGGGGGCCCCACAAACUUCCCCAGAGGAAGGCUCGAGCUUGGAUGAAAUCGGCUUUAACUGGGGAGAAUAUUUGGAAGAGACAGGAGCAAGGGCAGCUCCUCAUGCGUCCUUCAAACACGUGGAAAUUAGCAUUCAGAGCAACUUCCAGCCUGGCAUGAAGUUGGAGGUGGCCAACAAGAACAACCCGGACACCUACUGGGUGGCCACGAUCAUCACCACGUGCGGACAGCUGCUGCUUCUGUGCUACUGUGGUUAUGGGGAAGACCGCAGGGCUGACUUCUGGUGUGAUGUGGUCAUAGCAGACCUCCACCCCGUGGGGUGGUGCACACAGAACAACAAGAUCUUGAUGCCCCCCGAUGCUGGCCCACCUGCUCCUCCAGCUGCUGCACCCGCUCCUUCCCCACGGAGUGUUCCCCCCGCAGCUGCUCCUCACAGGAGUCUCUCUCCACCUUCAACGCGGCCACCUGCUCUUCCAGGCCCUUCAGCUGUCUUCCACACUGGGCCCGCUCCUCCAGCGCCUGCUGGCACGCGUGGACUUGGGUCUGCAAGUCGGCCUUCUGGCUGGCCCACCUGCUCCUCCAGCUGCUGCACCUGCUCCUUCCCCACGGAGCGCUCCGCCUGCAGCUGCUCCUCACGGGUGUCUCUCUCCACCUUCAACGCGGCCACCUGCUCUUCCAGGCCCUUCAGCUGUCUUCCACACUGGGCCCGCUCCUCCAGCGCCUGCUGGCACGCGUGGACUUGGGUCUGCAAGUCGGCCUUCUGGCUGGCCCACCUGCUCCUCCAGCUGCUGCACCCGCUCCUUCCCCACGGAGUGUUCCCCCCGCAGCUGCUCCUCACAGGAGUCUCUCUCCACCUUCAACGCGGCCACCUGCUCUUCCAGGCCCUUCAGCUGUCUUCCACACUGGGCCCGCUCCUCCAGCGCCUGCUGGCACGCGUGGACUUGGGUCUGCAAGUCGGCCUUCUGGCUGGCCCACCUGCUCCUCCAGCUGCUGCACCUGCUCCUUCCCCACGGAGCGCUCCGCCUGCAGCUGCUCCUCACGGGUGUCUCUCUCCACCUUCAACGCGGCCACCUGCUCUUCCAGGCCCUUCAGCUGUCUUCCACACUGGGCCCGCUCCUCCAGCGCCUGCUGGCACGCGUGGACUUGGGUCUGCAAGUCGGCCUUCUGGAAUAACAUCUGUCACUGAGGUCAUCACCUGGGAACUUGCAGUUCAAGGCCAUCAUCGUUCUACACUGCUGUACCCAGUGCAAACCAGGACCCUGGAGGCCUCAGCCCUAGGGACUUCCUGAUGUGCCCAAGCUACAGGAGCUGGCCAGAGGAGACCAUGAC
Perognathus longimembris pacificus (Pacific pocket mouse) is the source of this 2041-nucleotide messenger RNA. RefSeq lists its product as uncharacterized. Lineage: Eukaryota; Metazoa; Chordata; Mammalia; Rodentia; Heteromyidae. The transcript has 11 exons. Bases 1 to 2001 code for a protein of 666 amino acids. Gene Ontology annotation, biological process: regulation of DNA-templated transcription. The record is from RefSeq and is a predicted model, not a curated record. Gene Ontology annotation, cellular component: nucleus.